AUGGCCGCGUAUACAGGGAAAAAUGUUGUCAUAAUUGGAGGCACCCAAGGCAUCGGGCUUGCAACUGCGAAACUCUUCCUGUCCCACGGUGCUAAAGUCGUCGUUACUGGCCGCCGUCGAGAACCUGUGGCUGCCGCGAAGCAGGAGCUCGGUGCUGCCGCCCUCGUUUUGCAAUCGGACAUAACCUCCCUUGACGCACAUGCGGACCUCGAGCGGCUUGCGGAGCAGCACCUCGGCUCCGGAGAAGUCAUCGACCUUCUCUUCCUCAACGUCGGCUACGCAAACCUCUCCCCCGUCAGUGAGAUGACCGAAGACCUAUUCGACAGGCACUUCAACACCAACACCCGAGGUCCCAUCUUCCUCGCGAAACGGAUGAUUCCGCACAUGCGGCCCGGCGGGGCCAUUGUUUUCACCACCAGCGUCUCCGUGGAUCAGGGCCACCCCGGCAUGGCGGUUUACUCCGCCUCGAAAGCUGCCAUCUAUUCCUUUGUGCAGACCCUCGCUGCGGAGCUGGCUAGAGGCAAGGACGGCAAGGAGGGUAUCAGGGUGAACUGCGUCAGCCCGGGAUUCGUCGACACGCCGACACUCGGCGUCGUCGAUGCUCCUAAGGAAGCUGUUGCGACCUUUGCGGACCUGGGACGACAGUCGACUCCCUUAGCAAGGAUCGCAAGGCCGGAGGAGGUCGCCAAGGCGGUAGCUUUCUUGGGAUUCGAUGCCACCUUUACAACCGGCACAGAAUUUCUGAUGGACGGUGGUUUGAGGCAUUUAGUUCUAGCUCAUUAG
This is a messenger RNA of Coccidioides posadasii C735 delta SOWgp, 783 nucleotides long. RefSeq lists its product as uncharacterized. The record is from RefSeq and is a predicted model, not a curated record. Gene Ontology annotation, molecular function: oxidoreductase activity. Lineage: Eukaryota; Fungi; Ascomycota; Eurotiomycetes; Onygenales; Onygenaceae.